This is a messenger RNA of Phacochoerus africanus (Common warthog), 1022 nucleotides long. RefSeq names its product glutaredoxin 5 (gene GLRX5). The record is from RefSeq and is a predicted model, not a curated record. Lineage: Eukaryota; Metazoa; Chordata; Mammalia; Artiodactyla; Suidae. The transcript has 2 exons. Bases 105 to 572 code for a protein of 155 amino acids.
GGUCUCCGGGGGACGGGGUGGGCCGCCGCUGGCCAGGCCCCAGCGAGGCUCCUGCUGUCUAAGUCAGGUCCCGAGCAGUCCAGGGCUCCCGCGAGCGUACGGGGAUGAGCGCGUCCCUGGGCCGGGCGGCGGCGGCGGCUCUGCUCCGCUGGGGGCGCGGCGUAGGCGGUGGUCUGUGGGUCCCGGGCGUGCGGGCGGCGAGCUCGGGCGGGAGCGGCUCAGCGGAGCAUCUGGACACGCUGGUGAAGAAGGACAAGGUGGUGGUCUUCCUCAAGGGGACGCCAGAGCAGCCCCAGUGUGGCUUCAGCAACGCCGUGGUGCAGAUCCUGCGGCUGCACGGCGUCCGCGACUACGCGGCCUACAACGUGCUGGACGACCCCCAGCUCCGGCAAGGCAUUAAAGACUAUUCCAACUGGCCCACCAUCCCGCAAGUGUACCUCAACGGCGAGUUCGUGGGGGGCUGUGACAUUCUUCUGCAGAUGCACCAGAACGGGGACCUGGUGGAAGAGCUGAAAAAGCUGGGGAUCCGCUCCGCCCUUUUAGAUGAAAAGACAGACCAAGACUCGAAGUGAGGGUGGCCCCGGGCGAGGGAGCCCCUGGGGUCAGAGACUCACUGCCAGAAAAGCCUUACCGAUUUGGGUGUCCCCCUUCAGACAGCUGCUUUGCACUGAUUCUUCCAGUUUGUAAGCAGCCCAGUGAUUUUAGGGUGUCUGGGGUUUGGGGCAAAGAAUAACUUCUUGUGAACGUAAUUGUAACCACUGCACUGUAAUUAAUCACCAACACUGGCGGUGUUAGGAGAUUGCUGUAGACACAAUUCCUUCUUGUGUUGUCCUGUGUUCUGUGCCUGAUUCCGAAUCAUUGUUACCAUUCACGAGUCUUCUGCAGAUGUGUCAGUCCACAGAGAUAAUAGAUCCCUCUCCUCUGAUUUUUUGUAACUUGUUCUGUAAGAAAAUGAUGGACAAGGAAGAACAUAUGAUAACCGGGCUGUUGUUUUUUAAAUAAACCAAUCCAGGGAUACCGUG